Sitophilus oryzae (rice weevil) is the source of this 1617-nucleotide messenger RNA. RefSeq lists its product as uncharacterized. Bases 86 to 1369 code for a protein of 427 amino acids. Lineage: Eukaryota; Metazoa; Arthropoda; Insecta; Coleoptera; Curculionidae. The record is from RefSeq and is a predicted model, not a curated record. The transcript is spliced from 9 exons.
CGCACUGUUUGUUCUAUACGGAUGAACAAUAUCCGAGUAAUUGCUUCCUAAAUAAAUAGAUUUCAAGGCUGUAGUACCAGCGAAGAUGUGGAAAAGGAAAGUGGUGCACGGAUGGUGCAGUGCUAUGAUCGUAGCCGGGAUGCUGUGCAGCGCGGAAACUAUAAGGAAGGAGAAGAGGGAGGUGGACAUUUGGAAAGAUGACGAGGGAGAGAACCAAGUAGAGGGACUUGCUGUAAAUUUAUCGAACGGUGAUUCUGUGAUUGAUAUCAAUCGGAUGCCUAGAGUAUUAAAUUUCUUUCCUGUACCUUUUGUGGAAGAAUGCCGAGCCCGAGACGGUAGAAGACGAGGAAUCUGUAUGAACACGUACGAGUGUAGAAUUCAAGGGGGUAAUUCACACGGUUUUUGUGCCUUAGGAUUUGGCGUGUGUUGCAUUUUCACAGCAACUUGUAAUCAACAGGUCAUCAAUAAUCUCACGUACUUCGCUAAUCCAGACUAUCCAGACUUUACCACCGGUAUGUCCACUUGCCAAUUAUCUAUUAGAAAAGUUAGUCAGGAUGUGUCUCAAAUUAGACUGGAUUUCAUUCACUUCAAUUUGGGUCAGCCAAACAGAAAUACUGGAGAAUGCGAACAAGAUAUUUUUUAUAUGACAGCACCUACCUCGACGAGAGAACUAAAAAUAUGUGGAAUGAAUAGUGGACAACACGUUUAUUUCGAUGUAGAAAAUCUCGAGUACGAUAUCGAGAUAAACAUGACCCUUGGCAGAAAAGCUGUGACCAGAUUUUGGGAAGUUUUAGUUACUCAAAUACCCUUCACCGAACGAGCCCCUGUAGGAUGUUUACAAUAUCAUCAAGGCUCUACAGGAAUCGUGCAAACGAUGAAUUUUGCCGAUAACGGUAGACACUUAGCCGACCAAGAUUAUAACAUUUGUAUACGACAAGAACUGGAUAUGUGCAGUAUAAUAUACGAGCCAUGUCACGAAAAUGCUUUUAGAAUAGCACCCAACACAGAAGAUGAAGAUGAAAAUGAUGAAGAAGAUUCCGAAGCGGAUACUAAUGUAGAAGAAGGUUCAGGUACGGACGACACAGAAGAAACAAUGCGAGCCUUGGAUUUGUGUAAUGACAAAAUUGUUUUGCCAUGUGAUUCCGAAGACCUCGUAAUGCCCGAAAUGUUAGGCAUGACGCCGUCUACGUGUAGUUUAACACAUUGUGGUUCAACCUUAUGCCCUUCCGGCAAUUCGCCCUGUAGGAUCGAAAGCAGCAUCACCCCUUUUACUAUAGGAGUACAUUUUGGACAUAGCGUUAAAGAAACAUCACCUGAAGAAAAUUUGGGCAUGUGUUUAACGUAUGAACAAAUGCCAUGCGUUACUUGAAAACAUCAAUAAAAUAACUAUUCCUUUACAAACACGUAGCUACGGGCAAGAAUAAGUAACAAUUCAAGACCUCCACCACUGAAGUCCCGGAAUAACAUGAUUUUUUAUGGACACAACGUAUGUUAUAUUUCAAAAAUUGAGAGGCGAAAUACUUAUAUCAGUUAAUCGAGCAUACUUUAUUUCACUUACCCUUUUUCAAAAAAUAUCAUUAAGAUAUUUUUAAUUGUUGUAAAAUAAAAAACAAACUA